Nezara viridula (southern green stink bug) is the source of this 4626-nucleotide messenger RNA. Lineage: Eukaryota; Metazoa; Arthropoda; Insecta; Hemiptera; Pentatomidae. The record is from the annotation of a GenBank genome assembly.
GUCACGUUAUCAGCUGUAUUGGCUGAGAAUCCGUUGGUCAUCAGCUCUCAAGGGAUUUUCAUUGUUUAUUUGUUUACGUUUUCUGGUUUGAAGAAAAGUAUCUAAUGCUAUUUUAAUGUGUCCUUUUCCUCAUGAUGACUUGCCAAUUUGAAAAGAUUGCCAGUAUUUUAGAAUUAGAAAAAGUCAAAACGUGUUUGUUUAUUCAAGAGCCCUCAGAUAACUCAGAUGAUUUUGAAGAUGAAUCAUGGAAUUGGUCAGUUGAAGAAACUGUAACAUCAAAAGAAAAUUGGUUAGAAGAAUGUGAAAUAUCUUUAUCUCCUACAAGCGAGCUCCUUGUUUUAUCUCAUGAAAAGAAUCUUGUCAUAUUAAAAGCAAAAUGGGAUUCAGAUGGAGAAAAUGGUGGUGACAAGAUCAAGUAUUUGUUGUCUUGGCAUGGAGAUUUGUCCUUAGAUCCCAGCGAAGUUAUCACUUGUCUGCUAUGCCUACCUAUCUGUGCUCAAGGGAAGUUGAGUGCCCAUUGUGGAGCAGAUUGGACUUGUAUAGCUGUUGGCUUCAGUAGUGGGGCUGUAAGAUUUUAUACCGAGAAAGGAAGCUUAUUACACUCUGAAGUUUUUCAUGAAGAACCUGUCCUUCGACUUAAAUGCCAGAGCUAUCAGCCAAUGUACAGUUCUGUCCUGGGUACUCAAUCAGAUGAAUUAUUUGUUAUCUAUCCUGGAAUCGUUUGUUGCAUUCAAGGAUUUGUUUUGUGUAAUACGAUAAAGGCUUGCAGGAAUCAACUUGCUAGAGUACAGGCACGAUGUGGCGAUCGCAUCGAUGCUCCUCCUUUAGCACUCACUAAAUGGAGCUUAUCUGAACAAGAAACAAUUAGUGAUGUUGGCAUUCUUGGAAGCCAGGCUACGAACAGUUUUGGUCAUUUGACCACUGCAAGCAUAAGAGGAGGAUAUUACGCUCUUUACAGGCCUUCCCCUCCACAGAUAUCCGUCGCUAUUGCUUCCGGCGUUCGCCCUUAUGUUGGCUUUCAUUGCAUAAUUGAAGGUACUGCCAAUCCUGUUCUUACAGAUGUUGCCAAGGCUGUCGCAACUAAAGUCAAAUCGGCCAUUGGCCAAGUCGUACCUGGAUGGCUUGGUGGUGGUAGAAGGCCAUCUUCUGUUGAGAAAUCCAAAGAAAAAGGAACUAUUGAACCAGCAGAAUCCAUGUCUUGUAGGUUUGGCCUUUGCGAUGCAAUAAGGAAAGGUGAGAGGAUUUUCAUGUCUCCUGAAAAAUCUCUAAGUGUUACUUGCGACAGCCUUGGAAGGGUUGUUUUAAUUGAUAAUUUAUCUGGUAUCGCACUAAGAAUGUGGAAGGGCUACAGAGAUGCUCAGUGUGGAUUCCUUCCUAUCGAGGAAAAGAAACAUGGAAGAGGGAGGAGAGCACUAUUUUUAGUAAUUUACGCUCCUAAAAAAGGUAUCAUCGAAGUUUGGGCCUUACAACAGGGUCCUAAAAUAUCUACGUUUACCGCAUCUAAAAAUGGCAGACUUCUAUAUGUUAAUUAUGGACUUCUUGGUGUCAAUGCACUGUCGAUGAUGUCAUCAAAUGCUAGUCAUCACCCUUGCGUUUUCAUAAAUAAUGCUGGUGUUAUUAGCAAAGUUAUUGUUCCUUUUCAUGCAAUUUUAAGCAAAAGUGAUCCAAGGUCGAGGGAUGAACAUAUUUUAAAGCAGAUAAAAAGAGCUUUAUCUAAUUGCCACGGUCCCGAGUUUCUGCAGCUGAUGACUCAACUCAUUACGCCGCAAGCAAAAAUACAGGCUUUGGAAUUGGCUGCAAAAGCUAAGUUUAUAACCCCCGAAAUUCUCGAUUCUGCAAUAGUUGGGUUUCUUGAAAAGUUAAAAAGCAUAGAAGAAGAAAAUCUUGGAGCUGAAGAAAAAAAAUGUCUACUGGUUUGUGAAAAUUUGCAACGCCUUCUCAAAUUCUAUGUUAUGACCGUAACUCUGCAAGCUGAACCUCCUCGAUACAGCACUGUCGUUCCGGAUUCCCCUGUUGAUGAUGAUGAGGGGUUGGCUAAAGUUUUGCGAUUAACAAAAGAAGAAACUCAGCGGUUUUUUAAUUUUAUUACUAUCGAUUCUGAAAAGAACAGUCGGUCAAAGGUGAAGUUUGAUCAGCCUGAUAAUAAGUUCAGCCUGUUUUUGAUUUCAUUUCUACCGUCAGUUAUGAAACCGCCUCCUCUUCUUGUCGCUCACAGUAUGACCAGUUCUGAUCUGGCCAUGAUUGGUGAACUUCUCUGUCAAUGUGUUUUGUACGGAAGUUGCUCAAUAGAAAAUUGGAAGAAAGCUGCUUUUGAAAGUUGUAUCGAAGCAAGUUCAUUAUUACAUUCCGCUAUAUGUUAUUGGUUAAAGAAACCUUUAGGGAACAACGCUCGAUCUGAAGUGAUCCUUUUCAUGCACCUCAUGGUUGCAAUUACUUUGCUUUCAAGCCAAAGAGAAACUGUUGAGUUUUGGGAAAAUGUUCGAUCAGUUAUCACAGAAAGUACUAAUAUAACAAAUGCCCUCUCAGCUGCGAUCAUCGCAAGAAGUGUAUAUCUUAACAUAGAAGAUCAGUUAGCAGAUGACAAUGAUAGUGAUUGGGAAACAGUUUCUAGUGAAUCGUGUGUUUGGAGCCAGUUAAUAUCUCAAGUGGAAGCUGUAGCAUUAUUACAAUCCACAUUGAAUUACAAACCUUCACAAGAACUGCCAAAAACUAUUAUGCCAAAUCUAGAAUACAACAAACCCGAUUUUUCAUUGUCAUACAUUGUCAACAAAGGACCAGGAUCUGUAUGUGAAAGUGUGGCGAAAUGGGUUUCUUCUUGGGGCCUGCGACCGGAGUGGCUGUCAACACCAUCGGAUGCUUCCGAAGUUAUAGAGGAAGACGAUCUACCGAUUGGCGCAGUGAUUACUGGCUUCGAUCCUGGGAGUGACCCGACUGUUGAAGCUAGAGAAACCGUACCUGAACAGGACCGUGCAUUAGUUCUGUUGAACGAGCUGCGUGCUCAUUUUCCAUACAGUUUAGCCCAAGGUCCUCUAGUGGCUGGUCAGUCUUGGGAGUACGUUUCUGCUUGGGCGAGAGAUCCUGAUCAGAUAGAACUGCUCACUGCCUCAUUGAGAUCUCUCACUAAUAUUACAAGCCCUCAUCUUAGGCAAGGUCUAUGCUCAAUUAUUUGGAAUGUUCAUUUAAAGUCCAAAUUUGAGGCAACCGUACGUCUCUUGCAUAAAGUGGGGAAACUUCCCAAAGAGAAACUUUGUCGUACCGAGAUUAACAUCUCUGAUACUAAUGUCAAGCACUUUUUAACUAGAUUAACUGAUUUCAUUGAACUUUUUUUGGAGUGUGUUUCUGCUGCUGAAGUAAGUAAUGAAAUGACUAAAAUCAAAGUUGAACCUCUGUGGACGGAAUGCCAGCCAUCUCUUGCAGAAAUAUGCCUUGCUCAAGCUCCCCCUAAUUCAGGUAUUCUUGAACUACAUGGCAUCUGUAUAGCUGUUCUUACGGUUCUCGCUGGACUGCCUUUAAGACUUCAUCAUCCCAUCACUUCACUUUUUGAUUCUUUCAGUGAACAGUGCUUGUGGCGGGAUAUCAAGGAUGGCUGUACAAUAACUUUGCCCAUCCCAGAUCCAAAACUUCAAUCGAACAGACUUACUUUCCUCACGAGAGCUUUAACAGCAGCUAUAGAACCACUUGCAGGCGAUGGAGAUUUAACAGAAACCAUUGCCUGGAGUCGUUUAAUUUUUUCAAUUGCAAGAGACUGGUCUAUUCCUCUAGAUACAUUACGAAUCCACGAAGUCUGCCAGUAUUACCUUGUGAACAGAGAUAGAAAUGCUGAAGAGGUAUUUCCCGCAGUCAAUGACAAAGAAAAAUUGGCCCACCACCUGUUGAUUAUUGUUGGACAAAGAAUGAAAACCCAUAUUGCUAGUUCACAUGAAGCUUUUGCAGAAAGAUUGACUAACCUCGGUCCUUCUCUUACUGCAUGGGUCCAAGAUCAGGAAGCUUUAAAGGUACCAUGUAACAUCAAAGAUACUGUCCAGUUGUCAAAAUUAGUGGCAACACUCCUGCCAGAAACCUCGUCUAAUAGUAAAUUAGCAUGCCACUUAUUCAAUGCUAUAUGCCCUUUGGGUAGGUAACCUUGUUGCUGCCCAAUCCAAUUACAGUAUUGGAGUCUUGUAAUUGCAUUAGUGUGUAUAAUGUAGUGCGUUUGUAUUAAUGUUAGUCGAGAAUAAUGAUUCUGUGGAUAAUUUAAAAGGUAUCUGGAAGGAUGAAAUAUGUAAUUAUAUUAAUCAUCAUGAUACUCGUCAAUGUUUAUAAAGGAAAGCUAUUCUUAGUGCCUAGAGAGUAAUAAACUUUAUUUAUUAAUAUAUUUUUAUAUUUAUUCUCACCUGUUUAUUAUUAUUAUUGUUUGAGUUUUUGUAUGUUGUGUCGUCUGGAGUGUUCAUAGUUGUUUCAUGUUGUUAAUCAUUUAUAGAAUAUCAUGUGACAUCUUCUGUUCAGUUCUUGGUUUAUUUAUCCACUUGUACAAUUGAAUUUAUAUGAGUGGCCUCAUAUCAAAGACGGAUAUUAUAUUUAUAAAAAGUUCAGAAACAGCACAUUUUCUGUAACACAUCUUCAAUUUAAACCAAUUCUAAUGAUUUU